This is a messenger RNA of Wickerhamiella sorbophila, 1344 nucleotides long. RefSeq names its product Protein ICE2. Gene Ontology annotation, cellular component: perinuclear endoplasmic reticulum; endoplasmic reticulum membrane; cortical endoplasmic reticulum. Bases 1 to 1344 code for a protein of 447 amino acids. The transcript has a single exon. Gene Ontology annotation, biological process: septin ring assembly; endoplasmic reticulum inheritance. NCBI's taxonomy places the organism in Eukaryota, Fungi, Ascomycota, Dipodascomycetes, Dipodascales, Trichomonascaceae. The record is from RefSeq and is a predicted model, not a curated record.
AUGACAGUUGCAGAAAUUACGCGUUUUUUAUAUGGCACGCUCUACCAGGGCGUCCUCCUGUUGUCGAUUCCGCUAGCAUUUGAUGUUGGCGGCGAAGACUGCGGUAUCUCGUAUACCCUUUUGCUAAUUAUUUGGUAUGCCUCUAUGGCGACAAUCAGAAUUGUUCUUCGGGGGACGCGUCUGCACACCUUGGGAUCAGCAAUGUACUAUCUGUCCAUUCUGGUACUACCGUCACUGCUGCUGCUGCAUAUGAGCUUUUUCCCCCAGCUCAUCGAGAACCCGCUGUAUCAGAAAGUCAUGUAUCCGUGGAAAAUGACACUGGUUUACGCCACAGGACCCUUUGCGUUGCUGGAGGGUUUUUGCACCAUUGUCACGAUACAGGUGAUCAGCCGACUUGCCAGGAACUUGGCACGCCGUUCUGAUGUGGUGUCGAUCUGGCAAUUAUGCAUAGCGUCGCUUUUGAUUUCCUUGGACUUAUUUUUCUUGGCUAGAAUAUACACCAUGCCGUCCGUCGUGGGUGCGUUGACCGCAACCUUGAUUGGCGCAGCAAUAACCGUGUGUAUCUCGCUCAGCGUUUAUGGUAUUUGGACAAAGAAGAGCAAUGCGACAGAAACUAGCCUGUUGUUUUCUUACAUUGUCUAUGUUAUUUAUCUGACCUUCACUGACUUUCAGGCGUCCGAUGCUCCUCUGUCGCUGUUCCCAUUUGGAAACCAGGCCAAAGAGGGAGCAACCCAAUCAAACACGUUGUUUUCGUCGGCACCGACCCUUGCUGUCAUUUUUUCGCAAGUGGGACUGAAACUCGGCAACUCUGUUCCCCCUCGGCAGGGCCAGCAUCUGUUUGAUCAAGACCUCCCCCCCUUACCGUUGCACUUGAUCAACAGCUACACUGGGUUUAUGACGACACUGGCAGAGCUGGCUCCAACAGGUCUUCGAACCCUUUCGCAGUUUGUAUUGGUGCUGCUUUCUACUAUUACUCCGUCAGUCGUUGUUUCGCUGGUGGUGCGCCUUGCUGCGUUCUUUUUAGCGUUACGCAUUAUUCCUUAUAUUAGGGACCCCAGCCAUCAGAGACCAAGGUGGAGAUACAAUCCGGUGAUGUUCUUGAUCUACUCGUACUCGCCGUGCAUCGUAAUUGCAGUCUACACCCAUUUGUUAGUGCAGCAUUUCGGGGGUAUUGUUCACGUUGCCAAGAACACCGAGGCAGCUCCCUUUUCAGCAGUAUUCUCCACCUGGAAUAUCUGGUAUAAUUCACGGUUGUCGUGGCAGUUCUGGGGGUGGAUCAAUGUGUUUACAACGCUCACUGUGUAUGGCCUGGAACUGAUUCAUGGAAAUAAUGAUUUUGAGUAG